CACAAACAAAUAACAACGAUCACUUUGACUUUGAAUUUCGGUAGAGAAUGGUUUACAUGUUGUGCAUUGAAGGAAGAAGAAUAAUUGUAAAUUAGAAGUGAAUUAACACAUAAAUAAAAAGAAAACGAAUUAGAAUCAAAUUCAACAUUUGAUAUUUUCCGGAAAAGUGCUAUCUAGACCGGAGUAAAAGAUGGUGGAAAAAUUAAUAAAUACCGAUCGAAAGAUCAAUUCUCCUGACAAAAAAGUUCAAAACGAAAAUAAUGACUUAACAAGUCAAAAUAUGGAAUUACACUUUGUACGCCAUAAGUUGGAGGCAUUUCAGGCAAACAUGUUGCGUGACGUUCAGAAACGUAUGUCCGGUAUGAUAGACGAGGUCAUGCAAGAACUACGUCAACAAGAACUGCAAGCCCAUGAAUUUCGUAAUUUUGCCAAAACACAAAAUCAACAGCAGUCAAACACCUGGAGUAAUCGUGUACAUUCAACAACAACAACGACGUCAGAGGAACCCUUAGAAAAAACAACUGUGGAUGGAAAUUCAUUUCAUGGUGACGAGGAAGAAGAUGAACAACAAAAUGCAACCGAUAAAACUGCUACGCAAUCACUCGAAAGAAGAACUUCGAAUGUUUCAUCAGAUAGUGAUCACAGUAAAAGCAAUGAAUCGACACAUUCAAGAAAGAAGCGGCGUCUUCGAACACUUCCCGAUAAAGUCUUCCGCAGUAGGGAGUCCUACCUGACAGCUCUUCUGGAAGUGGAUCAUAUGAAGACAAUAUAUCAUAUAUUUUAUAUCAUAUUUAUAGUGUUUUUGCUGAAUAAUGUCACCUACGAUUACUUCGUUAAUGGCAGUGUAAAUUUCGGCCUGGGAACAUUUAAAGCAAGUUUUGCUAAAAUCCAGUAUGUUCUAGGAAUAUGGCUUGUGCAAAAUACUUUUGUAUGUAGCAUAUAUUAUGCACUUAGUGGCUGGUCCUUUGUCAGAUCCAAACUUGCCAAACGAGAAACAUUACAAAGUCUAUGGUCCACAUCCUGCCUUCUUUUAUACAUUACCUCCCAACUGAUAUUUACCUAUUUGCCAACCAAAAUUUGCUUAGUAUUGGAUCUGCCAUAUGUAACGGCAUGUGUCCUGCUGCUGGAGAGCGUUCGCAUGCUAAUGAAAAUGCACGGAUUCGUAAGGACAAUUAGUGCUCGGCUACUGCAAGGCAAAUUGAAAUCUGAUAAUGACACAGCAGAAUCCAAAGGCUGUCUUAUGCCACCUUUCCAAAAAUAUUUCUAUUAUUUAUUUGCGCCUACUUUGCUGUACCGCGACAACUAUCCCCGUACAGCAGUUAUAUGUUGGAAAUUUGCCCUUGGUCGUUUCCUUGAGGUCGUGGCCAUUGCAUUCCUCUACAGCUAUAUUUACGAACGUCACAUCAAAGUUAUUUUUGGCAAUUUUGGUAUAGAGGAGAUAACAAUUGGAUCGAUUAUCAUCAAGCUGUUUGGUAUGCUAAUGCCAUGCAUUAUUAUCUACCUAUGUGGUUUCUAUUUAAUACUGCAUUCAUGGUUAAACUUUACGGCCGAAUUGUUGCGUUUCGGUGAUCGCAUGUUUUAUCGCGAUUGGUGGACAGCCAGUAAUUAUGAGGCAUAUUAUCGCAAUUGGAAUGUUGUAGUUCACGACUGGCUAUAUGAAUACAUCUACAAAGAUUUCUAUUUGUAUAUCUUUAAAGGUUCCAAAUUUGCAUCCUCCCUGACGGUGUUCACCAUAUCGGCCCUAUUUCAUGAGUAUGUGCUGGGAUAUGCGUUGCAAGUUUUCUUUCCAGUCAUGUUUGUAUUUUUUGGCAUCAUUGGUGUAUUAAUGAUUUUCCUUACCCGCAUCGCCCCAAAGAAUCUUGGAAAUAUAAUGCUUUGGUUUUCUCUGAUCUAUGGCAACUGCAUGAUGAUCUCAUUAUAUAGCAUGGAGUAUUUUACCCGAGUUAAUUGUCCCAAAGAUUCAUAUGAUAGCUGGUCUGAUAUUCUAAUACCACAUUUGUGGAGUUGUUACAUGAAGUGAAAGGAGUACGAUGGAGAAAAGUGGGGGGAGCAUAUUGAUUGAGAUUUCUUCUGAUUAUUUUUCGGAAUUGUGAUACUGCAAACAUAAAAUAUAUAUUGAAAUAAAUAUGAAUGUUCUGCUUAGUUAUUAAGUUAAGUAACUAUAUCUUAGGAAAAAUAUAUAAUUUGAAUAAAUGUUUAAAAAAAAGUGAUUUU
This is a messenger RNA of Musca domestica (house fly), 2214 nucleotides long. RefSeq names its product sterol O-acyltransferase 1. Gene Ontology annotation, cellular component: endoplasmic reticulum membrane. The transcript is spliced from 4 exons. NCBI's taxonomy places the organism in Eukaryota, Metazoa, Arthropoda, Insecta, Diptera, Muscidae. The record is from RefSeq and is a predicted model, not a curated record. The coding region runs from base 191 to 2020 and encodes 609 amino acids. Gene Ontology annotation, biological process: cholesterol metabolic process.